Chelonoidis abingdonii (Abingdon island giant tortoise) is the source of this 1258-nucleotide messenger RNA. Lineage: Eukaryota; Metazoa; Chordata; Testudines; Testudinidae. The record is from RefSeq and is a predicted model, not a curated record.
CUGUAGCUGGUUAGUGCAUUUCUGCAUGUCAGAGUAAGACACAGCAGCUUCAAACACACUACUAUCCCUUUUUCUGGAAUAGAAUACACUGGAACUUCAGUUAUGUUUUUUAGAGAGAUUUAGUUAGAUUGAUUUUUUUAUUCUAUUAAAUCUGCACAAAGACAACCAAUUUCUUAAUACAGUUUGGAUCUAACAGGGCAAGAGAAAAAAAGUUUUCACUAGAACUACAGAUUAGCAAUAACACUGGUAACACAAAGAAGAAAAAAACAAGUUGACUUCUGGAUUUUCAAUCUCUGUAGAAGCAAAAAGCAGCAGCAAAAUUUGUUUUUGUCAUCACAUUCAUCUUAAAAUGAAGAUAUCUACAGGGACUUUGGGUGUGCUAUUAUUCCUACUACUGUCUACAGGACACUGCACAGAAAAGUCUGAACUCAAUAAAAUAUCCCCAAAGAGGCACCCUCGUUCAACAGACGGUGGAGAGGAAGGAAAAAAAUGUGGUUAUACGUUCUUGGUUCCUGAACAAAAAAUAACAGGGCCAAUCUGUGUAAACACCAAAGGACUAGGAGCAGAUAAUAGAAAAGAUGAAAUCACAAGGAUGGACAUAGAGAACCUGAAGGAAGUACUGUCCAAACAGAAGCGGGAGAUUGAUAUCUUGCAGCUAGUGGUGGAUGUGGAUGGAAAUAUUGUGAAUGAGGUAAAACUGCUGAGAAAAGAAAGUCGUAACAUGAACUCCCGAGUCACUCAGCUCUACAUGCAGCUCUUGCAUGAGAUAAUCCGAAAGCGUGAUAAUUCACUUGAGCUUUCCCAACUGGAAAACAAAAUCCUCAAUGUUACAACAGAAAUGUUGAAGAUGGCAACACGAUACAGGGAGCUUGAAAUAAAAUAUGCAGCACUAACUGAUCUUGUAAAUAAUCAGUCUGUGAUUAUCUCUUUACUGGAAGAGCAGUGCUUGCAGAUACUGUCACGACAGGACACAGACGGAUCUCCUCCUCUUGUUCAGGUGGUGCCACAGCACAUUCCUAACAGACAGCACUAUACUCCCAGCCUUUUGGGAGGUAAUGAGAUACAGAGGGACCCAAGUUAUCCAAGAGACAGAGACAUAAGGCCACCACCUGAUCCAGCUACUUCCCCAACAAAAAGUCCUUUCAGGAUACCACCGCUAACUUUAAUCAAUGAAGGUGAGUUGAUUAACAUGUCCAAAAUAAAGAGAAUGUCAUGUAAACAAAUAGACAACCCUCUUACACUGCUUACUUAUAACUAG